AUGCCUGUGCAACAGCAGACCCGAGCUGGUCAGUGGACCAGGUUCAAGGCGUUUGUUGCCAUUGGAGAUUACAACAGACAUGUUGGCUUGGGUGUUAAGUGCUCCAAGGAAGUAGCCACUGCCAUCCGUGGGGCCAUCAUUCUAGCCAAGCUCUCCAUCGUCCCUGUGCGGCGAGGCUACUGGGGGAACAAGAUUGGCAGGCCUCACACUGUCCCUUGUAAGGUGACUGGCCGCUGUGGCUCUGUGCUGGUGCGCCUCAUCCCUGCCCCCAGGGGCACUGGUAUCGUCUCUGCCCCUGUGCCCAAGAAGCUGCUGAUGAUGGCUGGUAUUGAUGACUGUUACACUUCAGCCAGGGGCUGCACGGCCACCCUGGGUAACUUUGCUAAGGCCACCUUUGAUGCCAUCUCCAAGACCUAUAGCUAUCUCACCCCUGAUCUCUGGAAAGAGACAGUGUUCACCAAGUCUCCAUACCAGGAAUUCACUGACCAUCUUGUAAAGACCCACACCAGAGUCUCUGUGCAGAGGACCCAGGCUCCAGCUGUGGCCACCACAUAG
Molecule: messenger RNA, 555 nt
Organism: Manis pentadactyla (Chinese pangolin)
Lineage: Eukaryota; Metazoa; Chordata; Mammalia; Pholidota; Manidae
Product: 40S ribosomal protein S2-like
Exons: 5
Coding region: 1-555 (184 amino acids)
Biological process (GO): translation
Cellular component (GO): ribosome; cytosolic small ribosomal subunit
Molecular function (GO): structural constituent of ribosome; RNA binding
Source: RefSeq, a predicted model, not a curated record